UAUUAGUAAAAUAUAAAUCUGGGUCAAUAAUGAAGACGUAACCUCUGCAUUUGAUGUCAGCAGAAUAACCCAACACUUAUCUGGUUUAUUUUUGCUCUGGUGAGGAGAUGAGGAGUGGCUCUGGAGGGUGCAGUGACGCGCUGUAAUCUAGGAGUGUCGCUGAUGUCUCACUGCUAACAUGGCUGCCCAGGAUGAACUCAAUCAACUGGAACGCGUGUUCCUCCGCCUGGGUCAUGCAGAGACUGACGAGCAGCUACAGGACAUUAUCUCCAAGUUUCUGCCCCCAGUCCUUCUAAAACUCUCCAGUGUUCAGGAGGGCGUGAGAAAGAAAGUGAUGGAGCUGUUGGUCCACCUGAACAAGAGGAUAAAAAGCCGGCCAAAGAUUCAGCUACCAGUAGAAACCUUGUUGGUGCAGUAUCAGGACCCUGCAGCAGCUUCCUUUGUCACCAACUUCACAAUCAUCUACAUAAAAAUGGGUUACCCACGUCUAGAGGUGGGGAAACAGUGUGAGCUGGCCCCGACCCUCCUCACCGCCAUGGAAGGAAAGCCACAGCCGCAACAGGACAGCCUCAUGCACCUUCUGAUCCCCACUCUGUACCACAUGAAGUACCCUGCAGACCCAUCCAAGACUGUGUCUCCAUUCAAUCUGUCUGAGAGGCCUAAGACGAUGCACCUCCUGCUAGAGUUCAUGUUGGAUGUUUUGCUCAUGCCAUACGGGUUCGUAUUGAAUGAGUCUCCCACUCGGCCUGCACCCUGCUCCGCUUCAGGUGAAGGGACAGCGGCUGGGAGCAGCCAGGGUCUCCCCCAGCCUCCCCCAGGGAUGAGUGUGUAUGCUGUAAAGAGAGUGAUCGGUGAAGCCCAGUGGAAUGCCGAGCAGCUAGAGCAGUGCAAACUGGGCAUCGUGAGGUUCAUUGAGGCAAAGCAGGUCCCAGAGGUGGAGACGGUGGUUCAUCUGGUGGUGGCGUCAAGCGAUACGAGACACAGUGUGGCGACUGCUGCUGAUCUGGAGCUGAGGAGCAAACAGAGCAUCAUCGACUGGAACAAUCCUCUAAUCAUCAACAAGAUGUUUAAGGUGUACCUGGGUGAUGUUCCUCUUAAAUCAAAGGGUGGCGGUGUGAAACAAGAGCUGAAACAUGAACCGGUGAGCACCAGAGUCAAACUGAAGAUCCUGCCACAUCUCCUCCGAUCCCGUCUGGCUGCAGAGUGCUUUCCAGCUAACAUCCAGGUCGUGUACGACGGUUUGUUCGGAGCCAACACGAACAACAAACUCCUGUCUCUCACCUUACAGUUUGUCCAUCACAUCUGCAUGGUAUGCCCCGACACUAACAAACCUUUAGGACUCAUGCUGUUGAACGGUCUUACCAAACUCAUCAACGAAUACAAGGAGGAUCCUAAAUUACUGUGUGUUGCCUACUCUGCUGUGGGAAAGCUGUCGAGUCGCAUGCCGCAGCUUUUCACUAAGGACAUUGCACUUGUGCAGCAGUUUUUCGAGUCCAUGUGCAAGGAGGAGCCAGAUGUUCGUCUUGCUAUCCAGGAAGCUUUGUCCAUGAUGGUUGGAGCUUAUGCAAACCUCCAGGGAGCUCUGCUGAAUCUAAUGGAGGCCCUGGUGGCUGCAUACAUUGGAAAGCCGGAGGUGCAAAUACGUCAGGUGGCCAUGAAGUUCGCCAGCACGGUCUUUGCUCCUGAUCAUGUGCCGUCAAGAUACCUGCUGCUGCUGGCUGCUGGAGACCCGAGAGAGGAGGUCGCUGCAGAGGCCCAGAAGGUGCUGAGGAACUUUCCUACAAAGGGUUCGGAGAAAGAAGGACCAAAGCCGAUGCCUUCCUUUCCUGACAUGGUAGCCUACGUUCAGGAGAAAGCAGCUCAGAGGAUUAAAACCCCAGCUAAGUACAUUAUUGGAACCUCAACACUUCCUUUUAACCCAUCUGCAUUUGGAGAGAUCAUGCUGUACCUGAGGAUGUGUUUAGCUCACAGCGGCGGGGCCACACCCAUUUCCACACGCUCUUCAGACAUGCAGGAUGACGCCCCCGCCAUUGGCCGCUACAUCCGCACGCUGCUGUCCUCAGACCUUCAGCCCACAGGAUCAAAGGGUGUGGAGGCUAAUCCUGUGCACAUCUACAUGGAUCUUCUCCAGCAGCUGGUUUCUGCUGUAGGGGGAAUCCCGGUCAUGUACUGUUUGCUGGAGGUGGUGUCAGUGUGUCCAGAAAAACUGGCCCCCAGAUUUGCUGAUAAAAUAGACUGGAUCAAAGGUCUGAUGAACACAAAUAAAGAGGACAUGAGGGAACUCGCUGCUCAGCUGUACGCGUUGGUGAUUUCCACCAUGACGGGCAACGAGCUGCAGGUCGCCGUGCAGAAUCUGGUCAAAAUCACCAAAGACAACCACAGUCCCGAGACCCAGCACGGCGCCAUCUUGGCUCUGGGCUACAUGGUGGGGAGGAACAUGAGCAGAAAGAAAGCUGCCACUUGUGACUCAACACAAGACAAAGGACAGAAGAGCAUCACUUCGCAGGGUGAUGAUGAGCUUGUUGCUAUGGCUACUAAAACAAUCGGUUCCUUCCUGGACAGCAGCACUGCUCUGUUGGCCACAGCAGCCUGCACAGCGCUGGGAGAAAUCGGGCGGAACGGGACUCUGCUGAUUCCUGCAGAAGGAGACGGCUUCACUAAACUCUCCAUCGUAGAAAACCUGCUGGCUCGCAUCACCUCGGGCAAGGAGAGCACGAAGAUGAAGGAGCGCUCCAUUAUGACGUUGGGUUAUCUACCGGUGGGAGAUGCGGACUUCCCACAUCAGAAAAAGCUUCUGCAGGGACUCAUGGACUCAGUGGAGGCGAAGCAGGUGGAGCUGCAGUUCACAGUUGGAGAGGCCGUCACUAGUGCUGCUAUAGGAACCGGUUCUGGAGCUGCCAGAGACCCGUGGACGUGCACAGAGGACCAGUACAGCCCACCACACAAUGUUAAAAGCAAUGACGUGGUUCCUUGGGUCCUGAACUCGAUCCUGUGCAGGUACAUACCGAGCCAGAACCCUCACGUGAGGCAGGCUGCCUGCAUCUGGCUGCUCUCUCUCGUCAAGAAACUCAGCCAGCACAAAGAAAUUACAUCCCAUCUGAAGGAGAUUCAGGUGGCAUUCAUCUCUGUUCUCUCAGACCCUGAUGAGUUAAGUCAGGAUGUGGCGUCGAAGGGCCUCGGCCUUGUCUACGAGAUGGGGGGAGAGGCUGAUCAGCAGGAGCUGGUGUCCACCUUAGUGGAAACACUUAUGACUGGUAAAAGGGUUCGACAUGCAGUCUCAGAGGAUACAGAGGUGUUCCAGGGGGAGGGAUUAGGAAAAACCCCUGAUGGGCACAGCCUCUCCACCUACAAGGAGCUCUGUUCUCUGGCCAGCGACCUGAAUCAACCAGAUCUGGUGUACAAAUUCAUGAAUCUGGCCAAUCACCACGCCAUGUGGACCUCACGCAAGGGAGCUGCUUUUGGUUUCCACAUGAUUGCAGCUAAAGCCGGGGAGCAGCUGGCCCCAUUCCUGCCCCAGUUAGUCCCUCGUCUGUACCGCUACCAGUUUGACCCCAACCUGAGCAUCCGCCAGGCCAUGACCAGCAUCUGGGAUGCCUUAGUCACUGAUAAGACUCUGGUGGAUAAAUAUUUAAAGGAGAUCCUGCAGGAUGUCAUUUCUAACUUAACCAAUAACACUUGGAGAGUUCGUGAGUCCAGCUGCUUGGCCCUCAAUGAUCUGAUUCGUGGUCGUCAGGCUGAUGACCUCAUCGAUCACCUGGCUGAGAUGUGGGAAACUCUCUUUAGAGUCCUUGAUGACAUCAAGGAAUCGGUGAGAAAGGCGGCAGACUUGACACUAAAAACACUCAGUAAGAUGUGCGUCCGUAUGUGUGAGUCUACGGGAUCUGCAGCCCAGAAAACGGUGGCUGUGAUGUUACCGACGCUGCUGGAGAAAGGCAUCGUCAGUAACGUCUCAGAGGUUCGCUCUCUCAGCAUUCAGACUCUUGUGAAGAUCAGUAAAACUGCAGGUUCCAGACUAAAACCCCAUGCUUCCCGGCUCAUCCCGGCCCUUCUGGAGGCUCUCACCACGCUGGAGCCUCAGGUCCUCAACUACCUCAGUCUCAGAGCCACCGAGCAGGAAAAGAGUGCCAUGGAUGCUGCGAGGCUGAGCGCCGCCAAGUCCUCGCCGAUGAUGGAGACCGUUAAUAUGUGUCUGCAGCAUCUAGAUGUUUCUGUGCUGGGGGAGCUGGUCCCCAGGCUCUGUGAGCUGCUUAAGAGCGGAGUAGGCCUCGGCACAAAGGGAGGUUGUGCGAGUGUGAUCGUGUCCCUCGCGGUCCAGUGUCCUCAGGACAUCACCCCUUACUCAGGUAAACUGAUGAGUGCCCUGAUGAAUGGAAUCCAUGACAGAAGCACUGUGGUACAGAAAGCUUUUGCCUUUGCUUUGGGACACCUGGUCAGGACGGCAAAGGACAGCAGCGUAGAGAAGCUACUGCUGAAGCUCAGCGCCUGGUACUUGGAGAAGGAAGAACUUGUUUACAAGUCAUCGUGCGCGCUGACCGUGCACGCCAUCAGCCACUAUAGUCCCGACGUGCUGAAGGCUCACGCAGGCGUGGCUCUGCCGCUGGCCUUCCUCGGCAUGCAUCAGGGACCGGGUCCCGACGAGGAGAAAGGAGAGAGUCACGACGCCACGCUGUGGGCGGAGGUGUGGCAGGAGAAUGUUCCAGGAAGCUUCGGAGGCAUCAGACUCUACAUGACGGAGCUGAUCGCCAUCACACAAAAAGCGCUCCAGUCUCAGUCUUGGAAGAUGAAGGCUCAGGGUGCUGCUGCCAUGGCAACAGUUGCUAAGGAGCAGACAGGCUCUCUUGUAGCACCACACCUGGGCUUAGUGCUGACGGCUUUAAUUCAUGGACUAUCUGGGCGAACGUGGGCCGGAAAGGAAGAGCUGCUGAAAGCCAUCGCACUAGUUGUGUCCAAAUGCAGCACGGAGCUGCAGAAGCCCUGCAGUGGUCAACCCACCAUCUCCGAGGUGGUGGAGGCGGUGUUGAAAGAAUGUCGGAAGGAGAAUCUGGUGUACAAAAUGGCCGCUCUGCGCUGUGCUGGAGACGUGCUCCGAAGCAGCCAGGAGGACCACUUCAGCGACAUGACGGAGAUCCUCUUCCCUCUGAUCAGAAAGAGCUGUCCGGAGAGUGGCGGCGCGUCCUCCAGGUCACUGGAUGAAGACCACGAUGACGAUUCUGAUGAUAAAGAUGCGAAGGACAAAGAGCUGCAGACUGAAGCUCUGCUUUGUGCUUUAGAGACUCUUGGAAAGACCUGGCCCAGAAACCCUCAGACUCAAGCACAUUUCCAAUCAGAGGUGUGCGGUCUGAUGUCUGGAAAGCUCAGGCUGAGCACUUGGAAAGUGCAGCUUGCUGUCCUGCAGGCCAUGAAGCCGUACUUUCAGGACUUGUUGCUGUUGGAGAAGGCUGGUGAAGACUCAAGUGCACUAUCAGAGAUCCUGACGGAGACUUGUGCUGCUCUCACAUAUCCUUUAGAAAAUAAAAGUUACUCCUCUGUUCGGACAGAGGCCUUGUCUGUUGUGGAUCUGAUUGUGAAGAGAAUCGGAGAGAGCGAGCAGUGGGAGUGUAUGUCUGUGAAGAGCCGGGAGCAGCUGCAGCGCUCCCUGUCGACUCUGCAGUCGGACGCACGGCCCGCCCUGAGGGAUAAAGCCCAGGAGCUGCGCAGACGCAUCCAGAGCCAACCCUGAGGAAGAUGGGACAACAUAAAGGAAAAGGAGCAACACACACACACACACACACACCCUCUGUCUUAUAAGCAUGAUGCCAUACGUGGAACUACUGUUACUGAUGGAAAAGGAGGUACAACCCAAGAAGACCGGGGCCUGAUGUCCCACACACCUGUGUUGUGUUGAUGAAAGGGAUUUAAUAAUUCACACGUCUGUCAUCAAGUAUCCAUGAUGUCAUCGAGCUGCGCCGCGGACUCCCAACAGGAAACCAGACUAAACUCGCUCCUCUGGGCAAAGCCAACGCGGUGAGCUGUUAACUUCUACGUUGUUCACUCAGAUGGACUGUGUGUGAGCUGAUAAACUGCUUUAUAAGUGUUGGGUGUGUGGACACUUUAUAGCUAAUAGCCCCAAAAUGGGGAUUUUUACUACUGUUGUGGGUUUGCCUUCCUAAUAACUGUCCAAACAGCAGCGGGUUGUUUAUCGCAGCCAACAGAAGGUGACGAUGCUUUAGGGUAUCACAGCGUGUCCUGAAAUCUAGAGAGAAACCUGCUGAUAACUUCAAAAUGACGCUGUAGCUGUUUGAAUUUGUCUUUCAUGAAAUAAAACGUAAUCAUUUGGA
This is a messenger RNA of Nothobranchius furzeri (turquoise killifish), 6317 nucleotides long. It is a transcript of the gene ecpas, whose product is annotated as Ecm29 proteasome adaptor and scaffold. Gene Ontology annotation, biological process: proteasome assembly. Gene Ontology annotation, molecular function: molecular adaptor activity. Lineage: Eukaryota; Metazoa; Chordata; Actinopteri; Cyprinodontiformes; Nothobranchiidae. Gene Ontology annotation, cellular component: nucleus; cytoplasm. The record is from RefSeq and is a predicted model, not a curated record.